UUCCUGAGCUCAGAAGGUGUUCGGCUUGGGCAGUGGGAGCAGCGCCCUGGCACGGGGAGCCCCGGCCAGCACAAGCACCCUUCCUAAGGGAGCACACCCGGGACGUGCGCGCAGAUCGGCGGCGUGGGGGCAGGCGAGGGCCGCGUCCGUGUCCGCCGUGUGGCCCUCACGCGUGGGUGGCAGGAGGCAGCCCGGGCGAGGGCGGUUCUGAGCUGCCAGAGAGGCUGUUGCUGUUGCUCGGACUCUGCAGGCCAGGGCACAGCGGUCGUGAGCCCGGCCCGGUGCGCACCCGGCCGCCCUGCCCCUCUGCUGGGCCUGCUGGCCUUCGGCUGCCCGGCAGGGAGCUGCAGGCGGCUCUGGACUCUCGCGUGGGCCCACCCCGGAGACCCCAGCCCGCGCUGCGCGGCCGCGUGGGACACGGACAAGAUGGCUGAGAAGGCGGCGUCACGGGGAGCCCCCUGCUGGCUCUGGCUGCUGCCCCGGGGGUGCCGGGGGGCCUCGGGGCACCCACAGCCAGAUGAGAUCAUGCACCAGGACCUCACGCCGCUCUGUGCCGCCGACAUCCAGGACCAGCUGAGGAAGCGCUUUGCUUACCUGUCUGGUGGGCGGGGGCGCGACGGCAGCCCUGUCAUCACCUUCCCAGACUACCCGGCCUUCAGCGACGUCCCGGACAAGGACUUCCAGAGUGUCAUGGCCUAUCUCACCAGCAUCCCGAGCUCACAAGAUGCUGGCAUCGGCUUCAUCCUGGUCAUAGACCGAAGGCAGGACAAAUGGACCUCGGUGAAGGCGACCAUCCUGCGAAUAGCAGCGUCCUUCCCAGCAAACCUCCAGCUCGUGCUCGUCCUGCGCCCAACGGGAUUUUUCCAAAGGACUCUCUGUGACCUCGCCUUCAAGUUCAACCGAGAUGACUUUAAGAUGAAGGUACCGGUCAUGAUGCUGAGCUCAGUGCCAGAAUUACACGGUUACAUCGACAAGGCCCAGCUGACGGAGGACCUGGGUGGGACCCUGGAUUACUGCCACACCAGGUGGCUGUGUCACCGCACAGCGAUCGAGAGCUUUGCUGUCAUGGUCAAGCAGACAGCUCAUGCGCUGCAGUGCUUCGGGACCGAGCUCGCUGAAACAGAGCUGCCCAAUGACGUCCAGUCCACAAGCUUGGUGCUCUCCACACACACGGAGAAGAAGGACAGAGCAAAGGAGGACAUGCGGCUGGCAGUGGGAGAGGGACAGAGCAUCCUGGAGGCCAUCAGGGGGCCCCUGGCCAAGAGCACAGAGCAGAGCCCGAACCAGACGCAGCUGGACAGCCAGGCCACCGUGCAGAGGCUCCUGGCACAGCUGCAGGAAACCGAGGCCGCCUUUGAUGAGUUUUGGGCGAAGCACCAGCAGAGACUUGAGCAGUGUCUGCGGCUCCGGCACUUCGAGCAGGAUUUCCGAGAGGUCAAAGCCGCCUUAGACGCGUUGGCGCAGAAGAUAGCGACCUUCACCGAUGUGGGCAACAGCCUGGCACACGUGGAGCACCUCCUGAAGGACCUCGCCAGCUUUGAGGAGAAGUCCGGCGCAGCCGUGGAGCGGGCCCGCGCCCUGUCCCUGCAGGGCGAGCAGCUCAUUGACGACAAGCACUAUGCCGUGGACUCCAUCCGCCCCAAGUGCCACGAGCUCCGGCACCUGUGCGACCAGUUUGUGGCCGAGGUCGGGAGGAGGAGGGGGCUGCUCGGCAAGUCCCUGGAGCUGCACGGCCUCCUGGAGGCGUCCAUGAAAUGGUGUGACGAGGGGAUCUACCUGCUGGCCUCACAGCCUGUGGACAAGUGCCAGUCUCAGGACGGCGCCGAGGCAGCUCUCCAGGAAAUCGAGAAGUUUCUGGAGACCGGUGCAGAAAAUAAGAUCCCAGAGCUCAGUAGGAUUUACCAGGACUAUGAACCCAUCCUCACCCGAGACCUGAUGGAACACGUGCAGAAGGUCUUCCAGAAGCAGGAAAGCAUGGAAGAGAUGUUUCACCGGAGGCAGGCCAGCCUGAAGAAGCUGGCCGCCAAGCAGACGCGGCCUGUGCAGCCAGUGGCCCCCCGGCCAGAAGCGCUCACGAAAUCACCCUGCCCCUCCCCAGGCAUCCGGAGGGGUUCCGAGAACUCCAGUUCUGAGGGCGGCGCGCUCCGGAGAGGGCCCUACAGGAGGGCCAAGAGCGAGAUGAGCGAGAGCCGGCAGGGCCGGAGCGGCUCCGCGGGGGAGGAGGAGGAGGGCCUGGCCGUCUUGCGGAGGCACGUGAUGAAUGAGCUCCUGGACACGGAGCGUGCCUACGUGGAGGAGCUGCUCUGCGUCCUGGAGGGCUACGCUGCCGAGAUGGAAAACCCUUUGAUGGCACAUCUCCUGUCAGCCGGCCUUCAAAAUAAGAAGGACGUCCUAUUCGGGAACAUGGAGGAAAUCUACCACUUCCAUAACAGAAUAUUCCUGAGGGAGCUAGAAAACUACACAGACUGCCCGGAGCUGGUCGGAAGGUGUUUCCUAGAGAGGAUGGAGGAGUUCCAGAUCUACGAGAAAUACUGCCAGAACAAGCCGCGCUCCGAGAGCCUGUGGAGGCAGUGCUCCGACUGCCCCUUCUUCCAGGAAUGCCAGAAGAAGCUGGACCACAAGCUGAGCCUGGACUCCUACCUGCUGAAGCCAGUCCAGAGGAUCACCAAGUACCAGCUGCUGCUCAAGGAGAUGCUGAAAUACAGCAAGAGCUGUGAGGGAGCCGAGGACCUCCAGGAGGCGCUCAGCUCCAUCCUCGGCAUCCUCAAGGCCGUGAACGACUCCAUGCACCUCAUCGCCAUCACAGGCUAUGACGGGAACCUGAGCCAGCUGGGGAAGCUGCUGAUGCAGGGCUCCUUCAGCGUGUGGACAGACCACAAGAGGGGCCAUGCCAAGGUGAAGGACCUGGCCCGCUUCAAGCCCAUGCAGAGGCACCUGUUCCUGCACGAGAAGGCUGUGCUCUUCUGCAAGAAGAGGGAGGAGAAUGGGGACGGGUACGAGAAGGCCCCUUCCUACAGCUACAAGCAGUCCCUGAACAUGAUGGCGGUUGGCAUAACAGAGAACGUGAAAGGCGACCUGAAGAAGUUUGAGAUCUGGUACAAUGCCAGGGAGGAGGUGUACAUCAUACAGGCGCCAACUCCCGAGAUUAAAGCAGCGUGGGUGAGUGAGAUCCGGAAGGUGUUGACCAGCCAGCUGCAGGCUUGCAGAGAGGCCAGCCAGCACCGAGCGCUGGAGCAGUCUCAGAGCCUGCCCCUGCCUGCGCCGUCCAGCACAAGCCCCUUAAAAGGCAACACGAGAAACGUCAAAAAGUUGGAAGAAAGAAAAACGGAUCCCCUAAGCCUGGAAGGAUAUGUGAGCUCAGCGUCAUUGCCAAAGCCUCCCGAAAAGGGGAAAGCUUCUCCUACCAGUCCUGACAAAAAAGCUAAGCGACACGAAGUAAAGAGCGAUCCUACACCUCUUGGUUUACGAGGUUGGAGCAGAGCCUCUCACCCCUUGGAGGCCCCAGCGGACAACGACGGCUGGUCAAGUGCUGAGGAGCCAAUCAAUUCCUCGGACGCCGAGGAAGAAGGCAGAGUGGGCCCCUGGAAGCUGGCUCCAGGCAAGUACACUGCCGUGGUGGACCAGGACAAGGGAGGCCCCAGCAUGCUGGCUGUGAGAAGUGGGGAUGUGGUGGAGGUGGUCCAGGAGGGCGACGAGGGCCUUUGGUACGUCAGGAACCUGACCUCCAGCCAGGAGAGCUGGGUGCCAGCCGGCAGCCUGUCCACACUCCUCAGCAAGUCCAGCUCGGCCCAGUGCCUGAGCAGCUCAGACUCCAGCACAGGGUCGGCCCUGCUGAGCAACUCCUCCAGCUGCAGCGAGAGCUGCGGGGGCCCCCUCUCCGACCUGCAGGGGUAGCGCCGGCCCUGGGGUCACGAGAGCCAUCUGCGAGCCUCUUAAGUUUUCCUUUGCUUGGGCUUGCUUAGUUUGGUGAGGGGACCGUGCUCUAGACACCGGGAAAAGGAAGACCCUGACGAGAACCGAAUGCAGAGCCACCCGCUGCCCACGGAACCUGGUGGUGCAGGACGUGGGGGCAUCUAGAUGAAGGUUCCAGAAGAUUCUGCCCUCCAGCCUCCAUGCCAGGACCCCUCGCCAGGGUGCAGAGCUGGUUCCCCAGGCAGACCACGGCGCACUGAGCGGCCUAAGAAAAUCAGACGGGGUUGGGGCCUGUGCAGACAAGCGACAAGGCAGGGCCGCCCUCUGGCCUCUGCCAGUGCCUGGGGCACACCCCCACCCCCACGCUCGGCUCUGGGUCCCAACGUUUCUGGUCCGGUGCUUACUGCAGACUGUGGAGCUGCGCCCAAAAGAAGUGACCGAUUCACUACCCAACAGCUGGGGGAGAUUUUACCUUUUACAGAUUUUUUUUAAGCAGGGAUUGAUUGAUUCCAUGGCCAUUUUUGUGAUACUUUGGCCUCUAAUCUUUACCAAGAAUCACUGUGUUUACAUGAAAUGACGAUUUGAUACUGUAUUUGAUACAAAACUAUUUUUUGUUACUGGGGUUUACACGGCAGCAUGUGUUUCUACCACCGGCUGAUUUGCAGGAUGCUCAGGUGGACAUCGACGGCACUUUCCAAAGCCCACCCGAUCACAGGAGAAGGAAAUCACCACCCUGCAAAUAUCGGCAGCGUUUCCACAGACAAAAGCAGUGAGAAACCAAGGAGAUUCCUUUACCUGUGUAGAUGAAUUUUCAAAAGAAAAUUUAAACUAUAAUUUAAAAUACUAACUUUCUUUCCUACAAAAAAAAGAAGGAACUCAAUUUUUUUUUAACUAGUUUCAAAUUAGGAUAUUUUUAUUGUUUUUAAAGAAUUAGUAAGAAUGCAGUGGGGCGGGGCGUCAUGUGAACCGGCGCUGUCCCCCAGGCUCAUGGAAACCUGAGCGAGCUGCCCCUCUGCCCCCCACGCCGCCGCCGCCGCCCGCUCACUGAGUGACUCGCCGGCGAUUGCUGUGUAUGAUCACCCCGAGUGCGGAAGUUCAGAGUACAGAGCUUAUUUUAUUCCGAUCAAAGCAGAACUGGAAAGAAGACUCUUGUUUUACCUUCCGUGUGUGUUUCAGAUUCUGUUAUUUGGGAACUCUGUAUCUGGUGCGGCAGAUACUUUUACAUGUAUGUAUAUAUGUCAGCGUGUGUACAUAUGUAUCCAAUGUGAGGGAUUAUUUAUAGUCUCCAUGCUGCUGGAAAUGUGUCACUUUACAGCCCUCCGUGAGUCCCCACCUGCUGCGGCCCGAGGCCAGCAGGCUUCCUCCCUCCCGCCACGUGCAAGACCAUUGCUAGCCAAGUCUCUUGGAGUUUGUCAAUAAAACAGAGAACGUGUAAGACUCGGCA
This is a messenger RNA of Manis pentadactyla (Chinese pangolin), 5356 nucleotides long. RefSeq names its product MCF.2 cell line derived transforming sequence like (gene MCF2L). The transcript is spliced from 31 exons. The record is from RefSeq and is a predicted model, not a curated record. Gene Ontology annotation, biological process: intracellular signal transduction; positive regulation of Rho protein signal transduction. NCBI's taxonomy places the organism in Eukaryota, Metazoa, Chordata, Mammalia, Pholidota, Manidae. Gene Ontology annotation, molecular function: guanyl-nucleotide exchange factor activity; protein binding. Gene Ontology annotation, cellular component: extrinsic component of membrane; cytoplasm. The coding region runs from base 427 to 3894 and encodes 1155 amino acids.